UAUAAUAACAAUUUCCAGAAUUAAAAAAAAACAUUCAAAAUAAAGAAUAUAUGAAGGAUGCAGAUAAAACGUAAUAUUUCAUCCUGAAAGAGCAUGUUUCAAUCAUAUAUAAAUAAAGUUAAGAAAAGCCUCAUUAUUAAUAUUUUUUUAAUUAUAUCAUUUCUUAAAAAACUGAUUAAAAGGAUUUUCAAAAUGAAUUUCCAUCAAUGUUUAACUAAAUAAUGACAGAAAAUCAAGGAUGGAAAAAAAUAUGCUCAAAUAUUUAUGAUAUAAUCUAAAAAUAAUUCUAAGAAACAUAAUCUAAUUAGUCAACACUGCAAUAAAAAAGUUCUAAUGUUUUCUAAAUAAUUUCUAUGGAUGAAAAUGUGACACAGUACAAUAGGUAAUUAUUCUAAGGAAUAAUCAAAAAAGUUGAAAACCAACUAGAAUAAAUCAAUAAAGAGUUAGCUUUCUAUGGGAUUGAGUUCAGUCAAUUAUUCAUUAGAAAGCUUUAGUUUUAUUCAUUUUUUAUUAUUUGGAGAUUUAUAUGUUAUGAUAAAUAUUAAAUGUAUAAGAAAGAAUAACAAAUAUUUCUGGAUAAUAAAGCAAUAGUGUAAAAUAAAUAUGAAAAUGCAAUACUAAGAAACCAAAAAAAAGAAAGCUAGAAUUAAGGAGAAUAAUAGGCAAAAAUAAUAUAUAAACUCUGCAUUAUGUAGUUUUACAAAGAGAAAAAGAAUAAUGUAAGCGAAUUAAUUAAUUAAAAUAAAAAAACCUCUUUUUAAUUAAUUAAAGAAUUAGAUUAAUAAUUACUUAUUAGGAAAGAGAACAUAAUUAAAGUUGAACAUUUUGAAACAUCGAUAAUUGGGUACCUUAUUGACUAAAGAGAAUUUAUUUAAAAAUAUAUUGAAUAAUUGGUAUCUAAUCUCCAAAAUGACAUUAAAAUAUAAUUAGAUAUAUAGCCUUAUAUUUAAGAUAGCUUAACUUUGAUAAAAAAUAAUGCAAAAAUUAUAUUUGAUAGAUGUAAAAUACUGUUAAAUAGCUAGAUUUAACAACCUUCAGAUUUUAUUUAUGGCUAUGAAAAUCACAAUAUAUCAUUAAAAUAAACAUUAAAAUAUAUUUUAGGCUAGAAAGCUGAGAAAGUAGAAAUUAAUUUACAUAAAUAAAUAUUUUUAGAUGAUGAGAGUAUUAAAAUAUUUAACCUUCCAAUUGAACAAAUUUUACAAACAGAUACUAUUCCUUUAUAAUUCUUUGAUACAUUUUUGGAAGAGUUUAUAAAAUAACUUUCUAUAUUAAUUGAAGAGAGUAAAAAAUUAGAAACUCAAGUUGAUGAGUUUUAAUUAAAAGGAUAAUUUGAAGAGUUAAAAAAUACUAUGAAUGGUUGUGACUAAUCUUGCCCCACUUGCAAUCGAAAGUGUGAUAGUGAGUUUUAUUAUGCGGAUCAUAAGCAUAAAUGUACCAAUGGUCAUCAAUUAAGAGGUAAAUAUCUAAUUUAAAUACAUUUAGGAUUGAAGAAAAUAUUAAUCCGAAACUCACCAUCUCUCUUUACUUGUGAAGAAAUAGUUGAUGAUGCAGAAAUUUAAAUAGUGGAGACUUGUAAAAUUAAAACCUGGAGAGAAAUCAAAGCAUACUAUAAGAAUUGGAGUUUUAUGGAUAUUUUAAAAACAGAGGAAUUAUAACAAAAUAAAUAAAAGAUGAUAGAAAUUUGGAAUGGAGGAAUUGGCUAGUAGAUGUGCUAAAAAUUAUCAUAAGAUUUAAAAUACGAAAUCCGUUAUUAAUAAAAGCAUGAUCUUCCGAUGCAAUAGUAGCAUAGUUCAACUCACUUCAUUUUCAUUCUUGAUGAUUCUGGAUCUAUGGAGAAAAAUUGGAAAUGUGUAAUCAAUUGUGUUGAAUCAUAAUUUUAAUAAAUAAGUAGGAAAAGAAAUGCUAGAGUAAGUGUAGUAAUUUUUAAUAAUACAGCAAGAGUUGUUCUAAAAUGUGAAGAAUUAAGAAUUGAGGAAUAGUUAAAAUUAAUCACUUAUUAAAAUGGAGGAACAAAGUAUGGGCCUGCAUUUUAGAAGACAUUAGAGCUCAUAAAAGAAAAUACAGAAUAUGAUAAGUAUAAAUUUUUUUCAAUUAUAAGUACUGUAAUUCUUUUUUACACUGAUGGUUUAGCUGAAUAUCCAACUAAGGAAAUUGAAUAGUUUGGCAAAAUAUCAAAAAGAAUGAAAGAUACAAUUUCUUUUUUAGCUUGCUCAUUACCUACUAAAUCUCCAUCAUUAGAGUAGAUUUUAACAUUUUGUAAGAAAGAAUUUACUUACUCAGAAUGGAGAGAUAAAAUAGAACCAAGUAACCUUAAUAAAAAUUGGACAGAAAUGAUUUCUUAAGCGCAUCUUGAUAAAUAUAAAGCUUGA
Paramecium octaurelia is the source of this 2369-nucleotide messenger RNA. NCBI's taxonomy places the organism in Eukaryota, Ciliophora, Oligohymenophorea, Peniculida, Parameciidae. The record is from the annotation of a GenBank genome assembly.